Aphanomyces astaci is the source of this 2956-nucleotide messenger RNA. RefSeq lists its product as hypothetical. Lineage: Eukaryota; Oomycota; Saprolegniomycetes; Saprolegniales; Verrucalvaceae. Gene Ontology annotation, molecular function: ABC-type transporter activity; ATP binding; ATP hydrolysis activity. Gene Ontology annotation, biological process: transmembrane transport. The record is from RefSeq and is a predicted model, not a curated record. The coding region runs from base 23 to 2785 and encodes 920 amino acids. Gene Ontology annotation, cellular component: membrane. The transcript is spliced from 8 exons.
CAAGGACGGACGUGCCGUCGUCAUGGCCGACUCGGUGAAGGUGAACUUGCAAGCUCCAGAAGCAACGACAUAUGGCGCCACUACGGUGUCCUCCAAGUCGCUGGAUGGAGGCUCGUGGGCCCGACGAGCGGGAACGCUGCACGUCGUCGACAUUCGCAAGUGGCACUACGCGUAUAUGGCCAUCUUGUUUGUCGACUUCAUCGCACAAAUGGCGUUCUUGUCGUUCGUGUCCGAGGAACUUGGCCACUUCGAGUUCUACUUGCGCCUCACAUGGGCCAUCUCGGCUUCGUGCAUGGUGUUGUACGUGUUGGACAUGGGGUUGCGCCUGUUGUCGCUGCGUGGCGCCGUGUUGCAGUCGUUCGCUGCGAUCUUGGACUUUGUCGUGGUCGUGGCACUCCUUGUGUGUCUCUACUUUCGGUACUAUAGACUCCACGGCGUGUUCUGGUGGACCAUGGCGUCGUUCAUCCUCACGGCGCUGCACAUCGUGGUCAAGCCGAAAACGCGCGUGUUUUCUAAAAAAUUCCACAAAUUUCGCGCCGGGUUUGAGAAAAUUCACAUUUCCGUCGGUAGCGUCCGCGCCAGCUUGUACAAAAUCCCAGGCAUGGCCGUCGAUGACAUCCUCACGUUGGAGCGCAAACUGACUCAGAUCGCCGGCAAUGCGGACGGCGACAUAUCCCGCCCCAAACUCAUGACAUUCCUCGAACUCGCGCUCGUGUACCGCCCCAAGGAGUGCUCUGUGUCCGAGUUCCUGAGCUACCUGCGCGACCUGGACGCGUCCACGUACUCGUACGGCGCCGUGGACGUGGUGACGUCCACAUUACGCCACUGGUCGGGCCAAACAUGCGACUUGCUCAUGGUCGUGGUGGUCGUGUGCGUGAAUGCCUCUAUCAAUCCUGUGCAAGCGCUGCUUCUCAACUUGUUGGCUGAUCAAGCGUUCCUUCCCAGCUCGAAAAUGGACCAAGACACGGCGUUGGUGUACGGUGUCGCAGGGCUCUUGGCGCUGUGCAUUCCGUUUGCACUGGGCGACGCGAUGAUUGGGUACUUUCAGUCGAAAAUGAUUUCGAAAGCGACGGCGCAGCUGCAGGGCGACGUGCUGCACACAAUCUUGAGCCAACCCACAUCGUUUUUCGCCACGCGGUCAGAUGGGGACUUGAACAACUUGUUCGGGUCUGACUUGGCCCGAGUGAAUGGCCUGUGGCAAGCUGUGUUCUGGAACCUCAUCAACCCCCUCGUGUCCAUCCUCUUUGGCUUUGGCUACCUCCUCUACGCCCAGCCUCCUCUGGGGCUCCUCGCGUUUGCAUUUGCGUUCGUCCUCGUUACGUCGGGGCCCCAAGGGUAUGCGGCCAAGCAGUCUAAAGCAUUUGGGUCUCAGAAUGCAUAUGUUGCAUCGGACUUUGCCAAUGCGAUCGCGUGCCAAAAGGUCGUGCGGGCGUAUGCGUUGCAGCCAACACUGCUCAGCAAGUUCCGCAGUGUUGUGGAUACGCUGAAGAGCGCGCAGUUCCGCAAGGACUUUUGGUCUGGCAUUGUGCAGAUUUACGUCGAGUCGGCCAUGUACGUGUUUGUGGCUGUGAUGACCGCGUCGCUCGCGAUUCAAGUGCGCCAGGGCAAACUCACUUCGGGACAGUUUUUUGCGUUUGUGACCAUGUUGGCCCGCGUAUCGUCCCCCGUGACGAUCUUGGGCGGAUUCAUGCGUGUGGCGAUCGGCAACGCGUCCAGCUUACAGCGCCUGGACUUGCUCUUGGCGCUGCUGCCGUCGUCCACGUCGUCGUCGUCGUCGCUCGGGACGGCGAUGCCCCCCAUGGAAACGUCUGUGAGCUUUGAAAACCUCACGUUCCAGUACAAGAAGGGCGGUGCAAAUGUGUUGAACCAACUGAAUGCCACCAUUCCAAAGGGCGCGUACACGUGCCUCGUGGGUCCCAGCGGUUGCGGCAAAAGUUCGCUCUUGAGUUGCUUGAUGCAGUUCAAUAACAUCACGUCGGGCACCAUUGCCAUCGAUAACGUCGACAUUCAAGCGUACUCCAAGGAAAGUGUCAUGGCCCAGAUUGCAGUGGUAUUUCAAGACGGAGGCAUUCUCAACGGCUCUGUCCUCGACAACAUUCGCUACGGCAACGAGAACGCAUCCACGGACGAGUGCAUUGAAGCCGCCAAGUGGGCCGAAGCCGACAAGUUUGUGGCCAAGCUGCCCCAGGGGUACGCCACCAUCAUGGGUCAGCACGCCACGUGCAACAUGAGCGGCGGCCAAGUGCAGCGCAUUUGCUUGGCCCGUGCCCUCGUGCGCAAGCCCAGCUUGCUCUUGCUUGACGAAGCCACGAGUGCAUUGGACCCAGAGACCGAAGCGUCGAUUGUGCGCACGUUGGAGACGUUGGCGCGGAACUUUCACAUGACGAUUCUGUCGGUUACGCAUCGGCUGUCGACGGCGCGCAAUGCCGAUUUGAUUUUGGUGCUAGACAAGGGCGCGGUCGCGGAAAUUGGCACGUACGACAGCCUAGUGGACUCCCCCGACAGUUUGUUUUCCGAGAUGGUAUCUCAAUCGACGUCGUCGGACCAAAAGCUGCCGGCGACUUCUUCCCGUGGCGCCAAGCUUGUCGGAGCCGAAGCCAGCAAACACGCGGCGGAAUUGGAAACGUUCCAGCGCCACCUCGAUAAGCAAGCCAAAGUCCAAGGCACGAUCUUGACGACGUUUCAGCACAGCACUGCAGGCUCCAAGCGUGCCGUCGUCGCACACGACGAUGAGCCGUUGCUCCAGGACGACCAAGGCAACUCCACUACGCACGCCGUGUUAUAAAUUGUGGGUAUAUCGUGUUGUAACUGUGGAAAUCGUUUCAUUUGCUUGUUGCUGGUCGUCAAAAUGCAAUCUCGACGUCGUCGUCCAAGGAACUUCCUUGGAAGUGGGCAACUGCCGAAACUGGUUCACGGCUUUUCAAUUGAACAACCAACCGAUAGACUGUGAUACCCA